Copidosoma floridanum is the source of this 1247-nucleotide messenger RNA. RefSeq names its product DAZ interacting zinc finger protein 1 (gene DZIP1). The record is from RefSeq and is a predicted model, not a curated record. Lineage: Eukaryota; Metazoa; Arthropoda; Insecta; Hymenoptera; Encyrtidae. Gene Ontology annotation, cellular component: cytoplasm; ciliary basal body. Gene Ontology annotation, biological process: cilium assembly.
GAUAUCGAUAAAAGUCCUACAUUCGAAAAUUCUAGCGCCAAAGUAACUUCCACCCCGACUAAAAGCGCGAAAAGUAUACUUCAGGAUUCUUAUGCUCUUGCUAACGACUCGGACCAAUCGUCAAAGCAAAGCCUCAUGUGGGCUCUUGCCUCGCCUAAGAACAACAAAAGUGUUCUUAAAUCGGCAAUGGGCUCAGCUAUGGUCAAGAAGAAAGUGCUUUUCGAUCUGGAAAAAGUAGACAAAGAGAAAAAUUCCGAGAAAGAAGCAGCUGAAACAAAAUCUAUAGAAGAAUUCCUGCUAGAAGAAGAGUAUAAAGAUAAAAAAGAAGCGAACGAUAGUGACUGGAAUACAACUUCAAGCAUUUUGGAGGAAAAACUAAAGUCACCCAUGAAAGAGAUGAGGACAAGUUCAGAAAACAUUCAACUGAAAACGUCUCAGAGCGAAAGAAUAGCUGAAAUAUCGAAAAAAAUUCAAGAAAAGCUUGAAUCAUCUCGCCGUAAGCCAGCCGGUUCUGUGGAAGCCAUGUUUUCCCCUCAAACGCAGUCUGAUGAACCCACUUUUGCUGCACAAAUGACUUCUGAUGGUAUUAAUUCCAUGAUGGACCAUCAUAAUCAAGUACCUCGUCCUGCACCUCGUAAACAACUAUUAGAAACCAAAGACUCUGACCUAGAUAUAGAUGAGCUGUUAGCUACUAUAAGACAAAAAAGAAACCAAAAAUUAAUCUAAUUUUACCAUUUAUUUUAGUACAUUUUAUACAUAAAAAAAUUUUUUAAUGAGUUUUGUUAUAAACACUCAAUAUCAGUUUUAAUAACGUAAAAUGGCACAAAUAGACUAAAAUCUUACCCUAAGAGAGCUUUAUAAAAGUAUUACAUCCUAUACUAUGUAUUAUAUUAUCUUUAUAAGCUUUAAUACCGAAUGAAAGCUGAUUAAUAAAAUAUUUUAGUCACGUAAGAAAAAUUACGGACAAUGAAUGUACAUUUUAAAAACAGCAGUAUUUAUCAUAAGUAUUAUCUUUUUUUUUUUCCUACGUAUAUGUUCUCAUACGUGUGUUUGCAAUUUGUGUUAUCUCACAAGUCUUGAGUGCUUCAAAGGGAUACAUCCUACAUAGGUAUGACAAACUGAAUCAACUAAAUGUACCUAUUUACAAUAAAAUGUAGCUGUGUAUUAUCCGUCCAACAAAAGUAUUUGUGUAGGUAUUGUUAUUCGGUAAAAUGCAUAAUAAUUUGUUUUUUUGUUGAAAAAGGUUU